UUUGCCCAAAAACACAACAGCUGUGACUAGGAUGGUGAAAGCUGGAUUCAAACCUGUAACCCUCAAGUUGCUGGCACAGCCACGCUACAAUCGUGGCUACGCUGCCCCCACUGAGCACACAAUCUAGAAGUACGUACUAAUAUUUGAAGAAUAUUGCAGUCUAAAACACCCCUUUUGUCACAAUAAUAAAGUAUCAAAUAAUCAUAGUUGCUUAUUACUUGCACAUAAAGUCUCAAAAGCAGAAGCAUAGUAAAAAGUAUCUAGCAACAAACAUGUCAGCAUAAUUUAACUUGAUGUAUCAUGAGUUUAACUUUAUUUAUUUUUGUGAUCACUAGGUGUCGCCAAACACAGUUAACACUCCACGUCCGAUCGGAUCGAAUUAAUAUCCAUAUCGUAUUGGAAGUAUAAAAAAAUACAAUAAAGUGGGACGCCCUUAACACUCAUAGAAUCACUGAUGGCAUAUUCGCAAGGCUAACAAGUUGACUAAGUUAGUUGUCAUCUAUUAUUGUUAUAGGUACUGUUUUUUGGGAGGGCGUGGCUUGGUUGCUAGAGCGUCCGUGCCAUCAACAUGAGGGUUAAAAGUUACGCCUUCCUCGUCAUGUCCGUUGUGUCUUUGGGCAAGACACUUCACCCUUACUCCUGAUGGGUCGUGGUUAGGGCCUUGCAUGGCAGCUCCCGCCAUCAGUGUGUGAAUGUGUGUGUGAAUGGGUGAAUGUGGAAAUAGUGUCAAAGCGCUUUGAGUACCUUGAAGGUAGAAAAGCGCUAUACAAGUACAGUAUAAUCCAUUUACCAUUUAAUUUAUGAACAUUUGGGCUAUUUGUGUUUCACGCUUAAAAGUGAUGUUUUUGGCCCACAGGCAGUUGGCAUUACACUUUGGCCUCAUGAGGCAAAAUGUUGAAAUAAAUUGCGUGAUUAAUCUGCGUGUAAACAUGAUUAAUGUGAUCAUUUUUUGUUAAAAAUAACAUGAGUUAUCUCCUUAUCUCUUACAGCCCAUAUUUUUAUAUUUUCGAUAAACUCAUUGUUCACCCUGAGAGAUGAUAUUGUUGCAAAUCAGCAUCCUGUUCCUGAACAGACUGCAAAAAUACCAUGCACGUUUAAGUAGCAGCAAAGCUUAAAGGGCACUUCCUGUUUCAUUGCAGUUAAGGCUGUUUCCGGUAGUUUGCAUUAUUCGGCGAUGUGCUGCAUUAGAGCACACUUUUGCACAAGUAUGGCACAGUUGCGUCAUAAUUUGCAAAUUCUUGUGAAAAAUUCCAGCGCGACUAUAAAUACACACACCAAUCCACAGUGCAGCAAUAUAAUGUGCAUAGCAUUCAUUUCGACUUUCUUAAAAAGGUUAAUGUGAUCCUCAUGGGAGCCUCAACAAGGGAGCCACUAUGUGCUCUGAUUUAACGGUCCUCAGUCUGCAAGGUGAAGGGUGGAAAAAAAGAGGGACGGAAAGUGUUCUGAUCACGUGGCCACAAAGUCUUUCUGAACGUCUGCUACCCACAGAAAUAAAAACGCCUUUUUGAGCAGUCUUAUGCUGCGAGCGCAAGCUCAUCUUUUUGUCAUCAUCUUCUUGGCUUUUAUUCAGCAAGCAGCAGCCGUCCAGCUGGGAGAUACAAAAAGGAGACCAGCGCGUGACGACAACAAAAAAAUGACAAAUGUGAACACCACACCAUGGCGGUCGGACAGCAAAGCCCUUGAUGUCAACGCGUCCACAGAGUCGCCGACAUCUGUGAUGGAGCUGAUUGCGGCCAGCGACAUCAUCUCCACAGCAAACCACGUGUACGUUUUAUUUGCUGCUGUGGGUUUUGUCUCAGGCUGCUUCCUGCUCUACAGCUUCGCUCACACCCACCGAGUACAGCGGCGUCUGGCCUGGUUUGACUGCCUGCUGUGGGUCUUCUGCGGUCUCCAGCUGCUUCUGGUGCUGCUCUCGCUCUACAACGUGGUACACAGACCUCACAGCCUGCAGACGAGCGUUUUGGGCUGCGCCGCGCUCUCCUUCACCAUCAACACCUGCUAUCUCUGCGGCCUGUUCGUCUUGGCGCUGAUGGCUUACAUCAUAGCUCUCGACCCACCGUCCAACACACUGCUGAGGAGGCCCGGUGUCUGCGUGGCCGUAGUGGUCUUCACCUCUACUUUGAUCUCCGUGCUGCUGGCUGCCACCCGAGGACCCGGUGAAAAACUUCACCAGAACACAGACUGCUUUAUGGAUCCGCUCCAUGCUGGCGUUUAUGCAGUUGCUAAGUUGUGCCUAGCUUUUCUCAUUCCUUAUGUUCUCAAACUAGGACUUGUGGUAUGUGGCUGUGUGCGACAAAGCAAAUCAAACAGCCGAUUUCUCUCUGGCUCUGAAGAAGGCCCGGUGUUCCUGGCGGUGACUGCGGUGUCGCUACUCUGCCACCUGUUCUACAUGGUGGUGCUUGUGCAAGGAGCACAGCUGCAGGAGGGUAAGCUGAGUCAUCGGCAGCGAGCGUUUGUGAGCGUCGCUGAACUGGUGUUCUUCUCUGCGAGCAGCGGCAGCCUGAUACUUGUGCCGCUCAUGCACAGGCCGAGCCGGGAAAGGAUAGGCGGACUGCUCAGGCGGCUGAGUGACUGCUGCACACGUUCUGUGCACACUCAGGCGAACAGAAACAUCAUCACGCCACACAUUGAGAUCACGGACACCCUGCAGGACAUCGAGUCGUAAAGCGUUCUUCUGAUGAAGAAUCUCAGAGAGGUUCAGAUAAACAGAUGGUCAGGACAUGGCCUGGGACACAAUUAAUAACUCGAUCCAAAUAUUCUGAACUCCUGUCUUAAUACCAGAGUUGUACUGCCUGGAAGAUUUUCUGUAGCUCAACUUAUCAUGUGGUAGUCUCAGACUAGUAUAAACUAAAACAACAGCCCCUCUGCUGGUUUUAGUCAAGAAGUACGCUCCAUUUUUCCGCAAUUGUUUCCUUACGCGAAUCAACAAUUAAUUCCAGACAAUAAUCUGAAAUCUAGUCAAUUUACCGUUAGUUUACAUGUACAUUUUUGAAGGCAUAUCGCCGAUUAGAGCAUGAAUCAGUUGUUUACAAAGUCAGCUGGUUGACCUUUUUAUUCAAAUUUAUGAGAUACUGGACUUUUUUUCUAAUUGUUAACUGCAAUCAAGUAUUAAGAAAUAAAUUAAUUUGUCACAUAUUUCAGUCCGUAUGAAGUGAAUAUAGAAAAUAAGAUGGCUAUGGAUAUAUUCUCAUUCAUCCAGGUAAUUGUAUACUCAGGGCAUUCAAUAGAUCGCAACUUGACUCUUCACUUUGUCUAAACGGGGUUAUAUUAUGAUUUUUUUCUACAUUUACAACACUUCCUUGUAGUAUGCAUAACAUGUAAUGGUGGUUCUUUCUUCCAAAUGUUGCAUUGAUUAGGUUUUACAGACCAUCUUCAAACCGCUUUCUGAUAGUCUCUUCAGAUUGUUCCGUUUUUUGGGUGUGUCAUGGUUUGGUGAUCAUUGCGCGCAGCGUGACCCCUAGGAUGCAGAGAUAGCAGACGACGUGCAGGUGAAAGUAUAUUUAUUGGCAACAGGAAAGUGCAAAGGAAGCAAGUAGAAUGAUCCAGCACUGUGUGCAGGGCAGGCUGGCUUAUAAAAUUGGCAACAGGUAACAGGUGUGUCUUGAGUGUCAAUCAGAGAGAGAUGAGAGAGGCAGCUCUCAGGACAAAGGUGCAGUGAAAGGAAAAAGCACAAAACACAGGAAAACACAAACAUGACCAAACUGUCAGAAGCAGUCCUGACAGGGUGGUCUUAUUUACAUGUCUCCACUUCAACUGCGUCUUCUCCCUGUCGGCCAUGUUGUAGUUUUUAGCGCUUGCAUAUGGAGUCUACUGACGGAUAUAAGUUAGAACUAUACGGUGAUUUGUAUUAGAAGUGGCAGCAUGUGCGAGCCAGUGUGCCCCACAACAAGAGGAGCGAAAAAAAUAAGGAGCUUAUUGACUACAGUGCGGACUACAAUGGCGGACUCGCGCAAAGCUCUUUGGGUAAAACUUUUCCAUAAAUCAGUGACGGGCCGUGCAUUUCACUCUCCAAGGUUUCUCAUAGUCAGCAUUGUCACUGGCGUCCCACUGGAUGUGAAUUCUCCCUGCCCACUGGGUGUGAGUUUUCCUUGCCCUUUUGUGGGUUCUUCCGAGGAUGUUGUAGUCGUAAUGAUUUGUGCAGUCCUUUGAGACAUUUGUGAUUUGGGGCUAUAUAAAUAAACAUUGAUUGAUUGAUUGACUCGUAGGCCGACUUUAAUAAUAAUACCAUCAUUUAUGUCACCACAUGACCGCGGCUGGAGAAAUACUAUACAGAAACACAUUUGCGCACUACCGGGUAUUGAAUCACCUUAAUAGUGUAUGAAACAGGCUAUUUUCCGGCGCAUUUGUAAAAAUCAAUAAACCUGCAUCAGUAAUUAAAACAACUCCACGUAGUACUGUCAAUAUUAAAAUAAUUGUAAAAACAAUAAACGUGAAAAAAUAAAUAUAUACAAUGUUGGAACUCACGAUUUGCAGCACCCAUCGGAAGCCGUGAGACAGUGUACAUAGUUGGUUGAGUCGAUUGGAAGUGGUAGUCAAACCAUUUCACCGGCUGGGACAAACAGGUUAGCUAGCUCAGGGGUUGGCCGACCUCGUCUCACGAGAUGUAGUUUCUCUUGAAAUGUACGUCUUCAAAAUGGCCUAGAUCAUAAAUCAUGCCUUUCACCUUGCUAAUAGAAAGAUGAGGAUGUAUUUCAAAAAAUUGGAACACUUUGACAGUCGAUUUAGACCCGUAAAGGCGAGAACGACACAAAAAGACACUUGGGUUUCACCCCGUUUUAAUUUUCGAGGAUUAUGAGUCAUUCUUCAUCUAAACGGGAUCAUAUCAACAUUCUAUAAAUCUGCAUUCUAAUGACAGCAGACCUCGUACAGUUAGUGAUUUUUUAUUACGUUUGUUUGCUCACAUUAAGUCUGAAGUGAAUUUUAAUCAGUGAUGUUGAUGAAAGCAAAUGUGAUGCGUUUUUUAAAUAAAUGCGCUGCGUAUCCUUAAUAAGAAAAAUACACAAAUAUUAAAUAUUAUAAAGGUGCCUGUUACUAUAUUACAUAUAAACUUCCAUCAUGUAUAUAAAACCUUAAUGAAGGUGAUUGGAUGUGUUUUAAGAGCAUUAUAGGCAGAAUAGAGCGACCAUUGUAAG
This is a messenger RNA of Nerophis ophidion (straightnose pipefish), 5132 nucleotides long. RefSeq lists its product as uncharacterized. NCBI's taxonomy places the organism in Eukaryota, Metazoa, Chordata, Actinopteri, Syngnathiformes, Syngnathidae. The record is from RefSeq and is a predicted model, not a curated record. Bases 1517 to 2665 code for a protein of 382 amino acids. The transcript has 2 exons.